AUGACCGGCUCUAACGAGUUCAAGCUGAACCAGCCGCCCGAGGACGGCAUCUCGUCGGUGAAGUUCAGCCCCAACACGUCGCAGUUCCUGCUGGUGUCGUCCUGGGACACGUCGGUGCGGCUCUACGACGUGCCGGCCAACUCGCUGCGGCUCAAGUACCAGCACUCGGGCGCCGUCCUGGACUGCGCCUUCUACGACCCAACACACGCCUGGAGCGGGGGAUUAGAUAAUCAGUUGAAAAUGCAUGACCUGAACACUGAUCAAGAAAACCUCGUCGGGACUCAUGAUGCCCCUAUCAGAUGUGUUGAAUACUGCCCAGAAGUCAACGUGAUGGUUACUGGGAGCUGGGAUCAGACCGUGAAGUUGUGGGACCCCAGGACUCCUUGCAAUGCUGGCACCUUCUCUCAGCCUGAAAAGGUGUACACCCUCUCGGUCUCUGGAGACAGGCUGAUCGUGGGCACGGCGGGCCGCAGGGUGCUGGUGUGGGACCUGCGCAACAUGGGCUACGUGCAGCAGCGCCGCGAGUCCAGCCUCAAGUACCAGACACGCUGCAUCCGGGCCUUUCCCAACAAGCAGGGCUAUGUGUUGAGCUCUAUCGAAGGCCGCGUGGCGGUGGAGUACUUGGACCCAAGCCCUGAGGUGCAGAAGAAGAAGUAUGCCUUCAAGUGUCACCGGCUGAAAGAGAACAACAUUGAGCACAUCUACCCGGUCAAUGCCAUUUCCUUCCACAACAUCCACAACACGUUUGCCACAGGUGGUUCUGAUGGAUUUGUAAAUAUUUGGGAUCCGUUUAACAAAAAGCGACUGUGCCAGUUCCAUCGGUACCCCACCAGCAUCGCGUCCCUGGCCUUCAGCAACGAUGGCACGACGCUGGCAAUUGCAUCAUCAUAUAUGUAUGAAAUGGACGACACGGAGCAUCCCGAAGACGGUAUCUUCAUUCGCCAAGUGACAGAUGCAGAAACAAAACCCAAAGGUUGUCUCUGUGAUGUUUACACAGAGUGAAUGGCCUCAGGUGAUUGCAGACAGAGUGAGGUGGCCCUGCCUGGGACAGCACAGUCCCUUCGUGCUGACAUGUCGUCCAUCUCCUUGGCCCUUGGUUGACAGAGGAGCCAUUCACCGUGGGGUGCCAACAGGGCAGCGCUUUCCUUAAUGACCGGCACAGGCUCAGGGCAGCUGAUGCCGAGGCCUUUGUAACCUGUGAACCACCUCCUGGGUCCCGUCCUGUCCCGUGUCCCUUGGCACCAGGCCCUGCAGGAAGUCCUUGGGCAUGUGCUCAGGCUCCCUCUCUUCCCGAAUGGAGAUGGUCUAGCACAGGGGUGGGCAAACUGUUUGACUCGAGGGCCACAAUGGGUUCUUAAACUGGACCGGAGGCCGGAACAAAAGC
Molecule: messenger RNA, 1384 nt
Organism: Myotis myotis
Lineage: Eukaryota; Metazoa; Chordata; Mammalia; Chiroptera; Vespertilionidae
Gene: BUB3
Product: BUB3 mitotic checkpoint protein
Exons: 7
Coding region: 1-1002 (333 amino acids)
Biological process (GO): mitotic spindle assembly checkpoint signaling
Cellular component (GO): mitotic checkpoint complex; kinetochore; bub1-bub3 complex
Molecular function (GO): ubiquitin binding
Source: RefSeq, a predicted model, not a curated record